This is a messenger RNA of Cyprinodon tularosa, 3071 nucleotides long. It is a transcript of the gene pals1b, whose product is annotated as membrane protein, palmitoylated 5b (MAGUK p55 subfamily member 5). The record is from RefSeq and is a predicted model, not a curated record. The transcript has 13 exons. Gene Ontology annotation, molecular function: protein binding. The coding region runs from base 112 to 2064 and encodes 650 amino acids. Lineage: Eukaryota; Metazoa; Chordata; Actinopteri; Cyprinodontiformes; Cyprinodontidae. Gene Ontology annotation, cellular component: plasma membrane; adherens junction. Gene Ontology annotation, biological process: protein localization to plasma membrane; morphogenesis of an epithelial sheet; generation of neurons.
UUCCAGGAACAGCACAACGGACAUCAUCGUAGAUAUGGUCUUUUGACCAUUAAGUACAGCAGGCCUCAGGAAACACCGGUGUGGUUUGCACCGUACCCUGCUGCAACAGGAAUGAUUACCUACCGUACAAAUGGUUAUGUACAAGACGCCUCAGCUCCGGCUGUGAGGAGCAGGGAGAGGGCUGUGGACUGCCCAGGGCAGGAAGGUAGCCCCCUGAAAUCCCCACACUGCAGCACCAAAAUGGAGAGAAUCCAGCAUUACCAGGAAGAGCUGAGAAAGCGUAGGGAGGAGGACAGCAAGGGGAAGCAUAAUAUUGAUGCAAAUACUUCACUGAGACUUAAGAAGCUGUCUCAGAACCCAAAGAUUGGCAUUGACAAUCCCACCUUUGUGGGGAAGGAGAAGACCACCAAAGAAGUGACCUGCCUGCUUCCUGUUGUUGAACUGGAGGAACUGCUGCAGGUUCUGAAGUGGGUUCAGAACUGCUUGAAUGAUUCUCAGAGUCAGCAGGACGUCGAAGCCGUAUUGCAACUCCUUGCCAGGGAAGAAUUCAGGAACGCCUACACUAUCUACAGCGCUCUGUCCCAGCAGAUGAACAGAGUCAGUCCCACCUCGCCUCUAACAGUACAAGCACAGGAUCUGUGCCAGGAGGUUCAGAGGAUCCUCCAGACAAGCCAACAAAAGGAGGGUUUGGAGCUCAGCGCGCUGCUCACCAAUCCCCAUCUCCAGGCACUGAUGCAGGCUCAUGACAGUGUAGCCGUACAGGAAAUCCCAGAGGAAAGUGUGACCCAGUACCUCGGAGAGACGGUUAAAUUAGUGCGGCUUCAGAAGGCCAGAGACACCCCUCUGGGUGCAACAGUGCGUAAUGACAUGGACAAUGUGGUGGUGAGUCGUGUGGUGAAAGGCGGCGCGGCAGAACGGAGCGGACUCCUCAGUGAGGGAGAUGAGAUCCUGGAAAUCAACGGGAUUCCUAUUCGUGGAAAACACAUAAACGAAGUUCACGAUUUAAUGCAAGAAAUGCAAGGAACUCUAACCUUCCUCCUCAUACCGAGCUCUCAUAAUAAACCUGCUCCUCACAGGCAAAGUGUGAUGCAUGUGCGAGCUUACUUUGACUAUGAUCCCUCUGAUGACCCCUUCGUGCCGUGUAGGGAGCUGGGUCUUUCCUUCCACAAAGGAGAUAUACUCCAUGUUAUUAGCCAGGAUGACCCCAACUGGUGGCAGGCCUACAGAGAUGGAGACGAGGACAACCAGCCUCUGGCUGGCCUCAUUCCUGGUAAAAGUUUCCAACAACAGAGAGAGAGCCUAAAGAAAACUGUACCAGACAGAAGUCGGGAGCAGCAAGGGAAGAUUUGGUGUUCAAAGAAAAGCAGGAAACUAAGAAGAAGGAACACAUCAGCAUUGAACAGAAACACUGACUACGAUGACAUCUUGACCUAUGAGGAAAUGUCACUCUACCACCAGCCUGCUAAUCGUAAACGACCCGUAGCUCUGGUUGGUCCGGCGAACAGCGGCCAUGAUGAGUUGCGGCGUAGACUUUUGUCCAUAGAGCCAGAGAAGUUUGCCGUAGCUGUUCCACACACAACCAGAAACCCGAGGAUACAUGAGCGAAAUGGACGUGAAUACCAUUUUGUCAGUCGCUCCACCUUUGAGACAGACUUGGCUGCAGGGAAGUUCAUUGAAUCUGGGGAGUAUGGGAAAAACCUUUAUGGCACAAGCAUAGAAUGUGUCCGACAAGUCGUCAACUCUGGUCGCGUCUGUUUGCUCUGCCUUCACACGAGGUCCCUGCCAGUGCUAAGGUCCUCCAACCUCAAACCAUAUGUCAUCUUCAUUGCUCCUCCUUCUCAAGAACAACUACGCACUCUACUGGCCACAGAGGGGAAAACACUAAAGCCGGAGGAGCUGAGGGAGGUCAUUGAAAAAGCCCGUGAGAUGGAGCUAAAUUACAGCCAUUUUUUUGAUGCAACCAUCGUAAACUUUGAUCCAGACCAAACGUUCCAGGAGCUGCAAAGAUUAAUAGAUAAACUGGACACUGAACCGCAGUGGGUGCCGACAUCUUGGCUCUGCUAGAGGGGGCUGUGUGUCAACUCAGAGUCUCAGGGAAUGAGAAGGUAAAGGAAAAGAGACGGACAGUAUUAUGCUCACACUGGAUUUUCCCUUGCACAUUCUCUCUUUUUUGGAGCUUAAUUGUUACUCAGGCGGACAUAAGUGUUGGUCUUUGCUGAUGAUUCUCCUUUCGAUAAUUGUUUGGUCUUAGUUUUAUGCAAAAUAAUGUGUUUUUUCAUAUAGAUAUAUUUCUAUUAUAUUUCUUAUAGUUAUUUAUAAUUGUAAAUAUACAUUUUUAGACAGAGUUUAAAUAUUUUUUUUUGUCACAGGUGGGUGUGCCACACCAGAAACGGCACAUUUGACGAGUUCUUAAAAAGCGUUCUGAUGAAACUGAAAGCCAAAACAUCUUAAAAGGUCUUAGAAGUAGAUUCAAUAGAUUUUAGAGCAGUCUUCCUUUCAGAGUAAAAAACCUGCUGUAGCUCUCUCAAUAUCAGUAUUGUGUCUCAUACGCCUUGCAAAGUAUUUACACUUUGAGCUUUUUACAAUUUUGUCACAUUACAACCAAAAAAAGUGAAUUAUUUGCAUUUUCUUUCAUAGAUCAAUAACAAUGAUUUAAUAACUAUCAAACUGAAGAAAAAGGACACAUAAUUAGUAAAUGUGGUUGCAUCUGCAUCUAGAGCCACUUUCCCAUCCACAGCAUGAUGCUGCCAUAGUUUGCCAUAGGGAUGGUGGGUUUAUGGCGCUAUGUAAUGUUAGCUUUCCACAAUGACAGGCAUUCUGGUCUAAUCUGACAAGAGACAUUCAAUCUUCGGAAGCUUUCUAGCAAACCUAAAACAUUGCUUCAUAUUACAAUAAAUAAAAACCCAAUAAAAUACAAAGAUUGUGAUAAAAUGUGAAAAGUUUCAGGAGUAAACAUGCCUUUGCCUGGUAAUGUAUUCUUCAACAACAACUUGAGGUUGUUUGCUAUAUUACCUUUGUAUUGUUGUGUGUUGCUCACUUUGUAAAAGUGUUAAUAAAUUCAGAUGUGCAAA